AUUAUUUUCGUCAAGACACAGGCCCACGGCCCAAUAUAAUCUCGGCCCACGGCCCAAUAAUUCAGGCCUUUAGGGUAAAUGCUAUUACCUUUUGGCGGGAGUUUUUGGGAUUUGAUGGCACCAAAUUUUUUUUGCGAAAAUGAUCAAAUCAAUAUUUCGAGAAAUCUGAAAUUCGAAGGAUCAAAAAAACCCCUUUCGUCGGAGAAAGUGGAGAGAGAGAAUCAUCGAAUCGUUCAUGGGUCGAUUAGAUUUAGCAGCGGCGAAGAGAGCUUACCGGACAGCGACGGAAGUGGGUAACCGGAGCGAAGAGGCGAGAUGGGCCAAUAACGUCGGCGAUAUCCUCAAAAACGAAGGAGAGUACGUGGAGGCUCUCAAAUGGUUCCGAAUCGAUUACGACAUCUCCGUCAAAUAUCUGCCUGGGAAGGAUCUGUUGCCUACGUGUCAGUCUCUCGGCGAGAUCUAUCUCCGUCUCCAGGAUUUCGAAGAAGCCUUGAUCUAUCAGAAGAAGCAUUUGCAGUUAGCUGAAGAGAACAACGACACCGUGGAGAAGCAACGAGCUUGUACUCAGCUCGGCCGUACCUACCAUGAGAUCUUCUUGAAAUCUGAGGAUGACUGCGACGCGAUUCAGAGUGCUAAGAAGUACUUCAAGAAAGCCAUGGAGCUUGCACAGGCUCUCAAGGAGAAACCGCCUCCUGGAGAAUCUGGAAGCUUUCUUGAGGAGUAUAUCAACGCGCAUAACAACAUUGGUAUGCUUGACCUUGAUCUUGAUAAUCCCGAUGCUGCUUGUAAGAUUCUCAUGAAAGGAUUGAAGAUCUGCGACGAAGAGGAGGUUAAGGAGUAUGAUGCUAUACGUAGUAGGCUUCAUCAUAACCUUGGGAACGUUUAUCUAGAGCUGAGGAGUUGGAAAGAGGCGAAAGAGCAUAUUAAGAUGGAUAUCAAGAUCUGCCAUCAGAUAAGUCAUUGCCAAGGAGAAGCGAAGGGGUAUAUCAACCUCGCUGAGUUGCACAACAGGACGCAAAACUACGGGGAUGCGCUUAUGUGUUAUGGGAAAGCUUCUACUCUAGCGAAAUCUAUGCAAGACGAGAGUGCGUUGGUUGAACAGAUAGAGCAUAAUAUCAAGAUUGUGAAGAAAGCUGUUAAAGUUAUGGAAGAGAUGAGGGAAGAAGAGCGUAGGCUUAGGAAGUUGUCUGCUGAAAUGGCUGAUGCCAAAGGCACUUCGGAGGAACGAAAGUCUAUGCUUCAAGUGCACGCGUGUCUUGAACGUCUCAUUGAAAAAUCCAGCAUAGUAUUUGCAUGGGAUAAGCAUCUUGAAUAUUCAAAAAGGAAGAAGAAAAUAUCAGCGGAACUCUGUGACAAGGAAAAGAUGAGUGAUGCCUACUUGGUUGUUGGAGAGUCCUACCAAAAGCUUAGAAAAUUCAGAAAAUCCCUGAAGUGGGUCGGAAGAAGUUAUGAGGGAUACAAAGCAAUUAGUAAUUUCGAGGGUCAAGCAUUGGCGAAAAUUAAUAUAGGUGAUGGUUUGGACUGUAUUGGUGAAUGGACACAAGCACUCAAAGAAUUUGAAAAGGGAUACAGAAUUGCUUUGAAAGCCAAUCUUCCUUCAGUUCAGCUUUCUGCACUGGAACAUAUGCAUUAUAGCCAUAUGAUCAGAUUUGGGAAUGCUAAGGAAGCCAGGGAGUUGAAGGAAAAAAUACAAAAUCUGGAGUCAGAGCAUGGUGAGAGAGCAGAAUAUGGUACAGAAGAUGAAUGCUCUGAAACCGACUCAGAAGGGCAUGGGAACAUUUCAAAUGAUAGGCCAAAUGCAUGUAGUUCGCCAGAUCUCCAAACAUCAAAUUCACCUGAAUCAGAAUCGUUGGCAGAUUUGGAUGAAACAAAUGAUGACGUGCCACUAAUUUCAUUUCUCCAGCCUGGGAGACGUCUUUCCAAAAGGAAACAGUUUUCAGGUAAACAAGAUGUUGAGCCUGAUCAGGCCAAGAAAGAUUUCUCUGCACCAGCAGACUCUCAGCAGACAGUCUCUGGCCGGAAGCGUAUUCGUGUAAUCCUCUCUGACGAUGAAAGUGAAACCGAAUAUGAGUUGGGAUGCCCCAGAGGCAGUUUUCACAAAGUUACAAGUCAGCGUAAGGAAGUCUCUGAUGAAAGUAUGUAUUUUGAUGGCGCUGUUAAUUGUACGGAUAAUCCUGCUAUUCAAGACCAUGUAGAAGAAGGUUCUUGCUCGUUUACGUCUCUCCGUCCCACUAAAGUUGCUCCAGAUGCCAACAAUUGCAGACCUCUGACCAAUACUAUAGCUGUUGAACCAACUGGUUGCGGUAUAAAAGGAUCUCAAUGUGAAGCUGGCGAAUCCAACAGCACGCAAUGCAAACAUGGAUCUGCUCUCGUGAACUUCCACACUUAUUCCAAGACAGAUGAUCAAAAAAUUCAAAUUGAAAUUGAAAAUGUACACAUGGCUUUAGACUCGUGUUCUGGCAAUGAUGAGUCUGUGAAGGUGGAACUUACUUGCUUGUACUAUUUACAGCUUCCUGAUGACGAGAAAUCUAAAGGUCUGUUGCCUAUCAUUCAUCAUUUGGAGUAUGGUGGUAGAGUUCUGAAACCAUCGGAUUUAUAUGAGGUUCUCUCGGGCUCUUCUGAACACGUUGUUAUUGAAGCUUCCGUUAGUGGCUGGGUUCACAAGCGUCUGAUGAAACUAUACAUGGACUGUUGCCAAAAUUUGUCAGAGAAACCCAGUAUAAAAUUGCUUAAGAAGUUAUAUAUUUCGGAGGUAGAGGAUGAUAUCAGUGUGUCAGAAUGUGAACUGCAAGAUGUAUCAGCUGCUCCUUUAUUGCGUGCCCUCGAUGUGCAUAACACAGUGGCAAUGUUGGAUCUCUCCCACAAUAUGCUAGGGAAUGGAACAAUGGAGAAACUGAAACAACUUUUUGCCUCAUCAAACCAGAUGUAUGGUGCUUUAACUUUGGAUUUGCACUGCAAUCGAUUUGGUCCAACUGCUUUGUUUCAGAUCUGUGAAUGCCCUGUUCUGUUCACUCGGCUGGAAGUCCUCAAUGUGUCCAGUAAUCGACUUACUGAUGCUUGUGGAUCAUACCUCUCAACCAUCUUGAAAAACUGCCGGGCACUUUACAGCUUGAAUGUGGAACAUUGUUCACUCACAUCUAGAACAAUCCAAAAGAUUGCUGAUGCUUUGGAUCCGGAGUCGGGACUUUCACAACUCUAUAUAGGUUAUAAUAAUCCUAUUUCAGGGAGUGCUAUUCAAAACCUCUUGGCUAAAAUAGCUACUCUAAGCAGCUUUACAGAACUGAGCAUGAAUGGCAUAAAGCUGAGCAGCCAAGUUGUUAGUAGCCUUUCCGCACUUGUUAAGACUCCAUCUUUAUCAAAACUUUUGGUUGGCAGCAGUGGCAUAGGAACGGACGGAGCUAUCAAAAUCACUGAAUCACUAUGUUAUCAAAAGGAAGAAACUGUGAAGCUCGACCUUUCAUGUUGUGGACUAGCAUCUCCUUUCUUUCUUAAGCUCAUCCAAGAUGUUACUCUAACUUCUUGCAUUCUUGAGCUCAAUGUCGGAGGAACUCUAAUCACUGAAGAGGGAGUCAGUGCACUGGGGAUGCUGCUUGCGAAUCCUUGUUCAAACAUAAAAGUUCUGGUUUUAAACAAGUGUCAUCUGAAGCUCUCUGGAAUUCUUUGCAUAAUUCAAGCACUUUCAGAUAAUAAGAAUCUCGAAGAGCUUAAUAUCUCUGAGAAUGCUAAAAUGGAUGAGACUCUGUUUGGCGAGCCUGUGAGUGGAAGCUCAGAAAUGGAACAGAAAGAACAUGGUACAUGUGAAUCCAUCACCGUAAUGGACAAAACUCACAGUGAACAUUGGCAGAACCAAGACAAAGAACAAGAGUUAUGUGAAGCCAAUAUGGAGUGUGGUGAUGGUCUUGAAGUUGCAGACAGCGAAGAUGAGCAAAUAGAGGAACAAACUGCAACGUCGAGUAGUCUUAGUUUACCACGCAAGACCCAUAUUAUCAAAGAGCUUUCGACCGCGCUUGCAGUGGCUAACCAAUUGCAGAUUCUAGAUCUAAGCCACAAUGGGUUGUCAGUUGAAGCCUUGGAAACAUUAUACAUGGCAUGGUCAUCAUCAGAAUCGCGAACUGGCAUAGCCCAAAGGCAUGUGAAAGAUGAGAUUGUCCAUUUUUACGUUGAAGGGAAGAUGUGUUGUGGAGUCAAACCAUGCUGCAGAAAGGAUUAAACAUAUUCCUCUGCUUAUACAAAGUCUCCCAUUGUUCUUGUGGUGCAAAAGCUUUGUUAAGAGUUAAAGAUCUAAAUUAUCACCUUGUUUUAAUUUUUGAUAAAUAUUGUAAAAUUAAGAAAAAUGUGGUGAAUAUUAAAAGUGAUAUGAUAAUGAAAAUUUGAGAAGGUACAUUUACAUA
Messenger RNA from Brassica rapa (field mustard), 4391 nucleotides. RefSeq names its product protein TONSOKU. The record is from RefSeq and is a predicted model, not a curated record. NCBI's taxonomy places the organism in Eukaryota, Viridiplantae, Streptophyta, Magnoliopsida, Brassicales, Brassicaceae. Gene Ontology annotation, biological process: epigenetic regulation of gene expression; meristem structural organization; response to DNA damage checkpoint signaling. Gene Ontology annotation, molecular function: protein binding. Gene Ontology annotation, cellular component: nucleus.